AUGUCGCAGCCUUCCGAGCAGCCUCGCCUGUCGCCUCAAUUUUGCUUCUCCUUUGGUACGGUUCGUGAUUUCUUGCGACUGUCACGAGCUUCAAUAGACGACUCCAUCACCCAGAACCUCAAUGCCCUGGUAACGCCGGCGCGGACGGGCUUCGAUCCUAACUCGACAUCAAGACGCACCCCGCGGUCGUUCACCGAGCAAAUCGAUCCCGAGGCAUGUCAAAAGUUCAAAGAUGAAGUCCUUUUUCCCUCGUGGAAGGCCAGAGCCGACGUGCUCAGCUAUUGUGGCAUUGUCGCAACCAGCCCGGAUCCCUCGGACCCAGAGGCCGCCGUGAUAGCGCUGGAGACUCAGAAGAAUCGAGAGCGCAUUGUCGACGAACGCCUAGAUCCAUAUUCGGGACGAUUCUUCCCUCGGGAACCUCGAACACAGUCCCUCGCCCUUCUCAUGCGCCAGGAACGAGCCGUCGAGAAUAUCGUGCGCAACAGAACGUGGGACGUCAUCCAAGGCAGAUGCGGUGCUUCCGGGCAGAGCUGGCAGGAUGCUAUGGGCGAUUGGGAAGCGCAGAAGUACAAGUGAGGACAGGGUGAGAUCGACCUAUGACAACAGGCGACAUCAUGGCCAUCAGCAAUAUCCUGUCUGCUGCAGAGUCGUGGUGCCGCGUGUAUGAUGUUGGGCGUGGACUGAACAUACCUUGUGAAUUGGACAUAGAUAUCAAACUUGUAUAUAACGACAUAUGU
Trichoderma reesei QM6a is the source of this 737-nucleotide messenger RNA. RefSeq lists its product as uncharacterized. The coding region runs from base 1 to 576 and encodes 191 amino acids. NCBI's taxonomy places the organism in Eukaryota, Fungi, Ascomycota, Sordariomycetes, Hypocreales, Hypocreaceae. The record is from RefSeq and is a predicted model, not a curated record. Gene Ontology annotation, cellular component: mitochondrion; mitochondrial intermembrane space. The transcript is spliced from 2 exons.